AUGGAGACACCCAAAAUGCAGAUGAGCACUUGCACUCACAAGGGACGCGCUUCCAUAGGUGCAGCGACCAUCAGGAAACUGACCACACACACUCCGGCGGGAGGUCUUCCUCACUUCCCUCCCUCCACCAAGAUCUCUCCCCAUCACCACGGACACAGUGACAAACACAUCAUCUCUGAAUUUGGACACUGGGGCCCCAUUUCAGAAGGUCACAACCUUCACACCAGCUGCACGUACUUGUUUACAGGGACGGAUGCCCAUAACAUGUCUGCAUGGAUUUUUGUCAACUGCAGCCUGACGCUGGGGAAGAUUCGUUGCUUUGGCUUCGACAUGGACUAUACUCUGGCGCCUGAAUCCUACAAGCCCCCAGCCUAUGAGGCCCUAGACUUUGAGCUGCUGCUGGAGUGCCUGGUGUGCACUGGGUACCCACUCGAGAUCCUGUGCUAUACCUACAACCCCACCUUCCCCACCAGGGAGCUGGUGUUUGAUGCACUCUGUGGGAACCUGCUGAAGGUGGACACCCACGGGAAUGUGCUGUUGGGUGAUGGCUUCACCUUCCUCUCAGAGGCAGAGAGCUGGAGCUUCUACCCCAGCAAGUUCAUUCAGACGGACGACAUGCAGCGCUUCCACAUCCUCAACACACUCUUCAACCUGCCUGAAACCUACCUCUGUGCCUGCCUGGUGGACUUCUUCUCCGGCUGCUCCUGUUACACCAACUGUGACGCUGGAUAUCAGCAUGGGAACCUCUUCAUGUCCUUCUGAAGCCUGUUCCAGGAUGUGGCUGAUGCCAUGAAUAGUGUCCACCAGCGGGGUGCCAGGGGGAUAGUAGUAAGGGCAGAGGUAGGCAGUGGCCCAAGCUUGGUUCCCUGGCCCUGCCCUGUCCUUGUGACCUACCUGUUCAGCACCAGUGAGGCUGAGGCCUCGGCCAGCCCCUGGAGGUCCUACUUCGACCUGAUCAUGGUGGACACGCAGCAGCCCUGCUUCUUUUAGGAAGGGAGGGUCAACAUGGACUUGGGGAAGCUAGGCGUGAGCACCUACACAGGGCCCCACCAGCACUAUGCUGUCUACUCUGGAGGCUCGUCCGACAUGGUGUAUGAGCUCCUUGGGGUUUGGGGGAAGGACAUCCUGUACAUUGGGGACCACAUUUUUGGGGACAUUCUCAAGUCCAAGAAGUGGCAGAGCUGGGAGACUUGCCUAAUGGUUCCUGAGCUGUCCUGGGAGCUGGACAUCUGGGCCCUGGAGAAGGAGCAGUAGGAGGAGCUGAACAGGCUGGACAUGCGCCUGGUGGACCUGUAUCAGCACAUAGAUGGGAGCAGUUGUGAGCUGCAAGCCAUCAACUUCACUAAGAGAGACCUACAGAUGCCACAUGAGUCGGUUGUAUAGCAAGAAUGGGCCAAUCUGGACCCUGCCUCCUGCCUCCUCUCUUGCAGCCAGAGGCCCAGCAGAGGGCUGGACACACUCCUGUUCAACAGUGGCUUGCUGGGGAAGCCUGUGGUUCGAUCCCUCUACCUCCUCAUCCCAUCAGGAUCCAGACUAGGGCAUUUUGACACAUUACCUACCUGUGGUUGGGAGUCACUGUGCAAGCUUGGGAAGAAAAUAUCCAUAGUCACUUUCUUUGUUUCUUAUAAGGCUGAGGGCAAAGAGAGAAGCAAGGACGAGGAGAGCUGCUGA
Messenger RNA from Cebus imitator (Panamanian white-faced capuchin), 1671 nucleotides. RefSeq names its product 5'-nucleotidase domain containing 4 (gene NT5DC4). Gene Ontology annotation, molecular function: 5'-nucleotidase activity. NCBI's taxonomy places the organism in Eukaryota, Metazoa, Chordata, Mammalia, Primates, Cebidae. The record is from RefSeq and is a predicted model, not a curated record.